Messenger RNA from Physella acuta, 5193 nucleotides. RefSeq lists its product as uncharacterized. Lineage: Eukaryota; Metazoa; Mollusca; Gastropoda; Physidae. The record is from RefSeq and is a predicted model, not a curated record.
UAUUUAAUUUCUACUGCUUCGGAAUUUCAUCUAAUCAUUUCAACUUUUAUUCAGUUUUAAAAUAAUAUAUUAUUUAAAUUAUAAAUCAUCAUUAAAAGUUAUAGCAGAAUUGAAGUGGUCGCAUAUUUCAUAAUUUAAUAACAGAAUAAACGAUCAAACUAUCUGGCAAGGGCAGCUACUCUUUUUAAUGUUUUUCCUAUUGUGAUGGAGAUUGGCAAUCCGAUUAGCUUUUGGAGUUCGCGCUAUUUAAUUUCAUAGCAAAAGAAGACAAGAAAUGGUGUUUUAUUUGUGUUUUCUUUAAGUAUUUAACUUAACUUCAAAGGAAUUUUAAAUCAGCAAGAAGAAGUACACAGCAGCCAUGGCCAAAGUAGAUGAAAGUUAUGAAGUGACUGGAAAAGUAUCACCACCCAAGCUUCCAAUGGAAAAUAUGAAGAUUAGUAAUUGGAAUUCUAUUUCUUCAACUUUUCUAGAGUCGGUGUUCUCUGAAACUGCUAUUGAAGGAACAAAAAUGAACAUAUCUUCAUCUUUAUGUGCAUUGUCCUCUCCAGCAAGUGUUAUAUUGUCAAGUAACGGCUUGUCACACUCAGUGGUCAGUUUGCCGUAUUAUUUUUGUAAUUUUUGUGAUCAUAGCACGGAUAACAAGGCCACUCUGCUGCGACAUGUUACUGAGAAACACAUGUUUAAGUGCCAGAUGUGUGACUUCAUCUCAUUCACUCGUAGUGGGCUAGUGCAGCAUCAGCUUUACAAACACGUUGACGCCGAGGAGAUGCAGCCUAUCCUCAUCACAAAAACUGUUCAACUCAAUGUUUCACAGCUGCAUAGAAGUUUACCGAACUUUGUGGCUUCAUCUGAGGUUCACAGUUGCCAUUUGUUAACAUCCCCUGAAGAAAACUCACCAACGGUAGGCCAAAACCUAUUUGGAACACCGCUUGCACCUGCUAGUCAUCCAGUUAUCAAGAAUGAAAGCCCUGAUACAUCUACUGUUGACAUCAGCGGUAAAGACAAUGGCUCUUGUACAAAUUCCCACGAUGUUGUUCGAGCAGCCUCCAGUGCAGUUGGUGAUUCAAAUGGAGAAAAAAGUUUGAGGCGAGAUAAAGUCUGGCACCACUUGUUUAGUGAUGGUAAAAUUGCUGCACAAAUGCCACAUUUUCUUGACGAUUCGGAUGCGUCAGUGACCUCAUCAAGCAAUCUUCAAUCCUCCCCUUCACCUAAAUCACAAGAGGGUAAAACUUUAUACAACAAUUCUAUGUCUAAAGAUUGUGGUCAGGUGCCAUCUUUUCUAACAGAACCAAUUGUUUCACAACCAGGUAAUGGAUCGCCAUCAAGACUCAAAACCAUUGUAAACUCAGACACAUUGAAAAGUAAUUCUGAAUCCUUUGUUUACAAUAUUGAUUCAAAUGUAACAAAAAAGAAAUCUCAAUCACUCCCGACCAAUAUAUCUAAAACUAUGUCAGCUUAUCCAACUUUACAAAGUGCUUUAAGUGAAGGUAAAGGAAAGGAUUUAGAUAGAAGCCUAAGUCCUAACUUGUCUUCCCUUUCUGUGGAAAGACUGCAGAAACAGUUUGAAGAUGCAGUCUCUAAUUCGCCAGGCUUUAUUUUUUCACAAGCCAGAAAUACUUUUCACCACACACAGGAUGGCAGCUCCAAUGACUUGCAGCACUCCGUGAAAAAUUCCAAAAGUUUGUUUGAUGACCCUAACUCACUCCUCUUGUGUAAUCCAGCACCAAACAAAAGAGAUAAAAAUAUAGACAAUUUUUUAAUGAAUGCAGAAGAUCCCUUGGGAAUGGAUAAUUAUUCUCAAAUGGGUUUAACUAAAGAAAGGAGUAGCACUAAUAAUUCACAAUGUGAAAACAAAGAGAAACUUAAUAAAACAGAAAAUUUUGAUUUGCUGCGAAAUCUACUGGUACAGAAACCAAAAGAUGUUGUUUCUAAUCAUCGAAGUAGCGGUCUGUCUUCCCCUUGUACUGUACAAACUUCUGAAAGUCCAAGCACUGUGAAUCACCAUAGAUCACCAAGAACACGAGCCUCGGACAUGUCUUUGAAGGAAUUACUAACAGGCGAUCUCCCAAAGAGUGCCAGGGAUGCUCAAGACCGUUUGGAAUCCACUUUUACCAGAUCACAAAACAUGGAUAUUUUCCUUGUGUGCGGAUAUUGCAAUUUUGAAAGCCACAACAAAGCUCAGUUUGACACCCAUGUCAAGAUGUGUACUAAUCGUAAUCAAACAGGUGGCAGCGGGCAUAAAAUCUUUGAGAGUUUUCAGCCUAAUCCACUGGUAAAGAUAAAAUCUGAAAUCAGUGACGAUGACUGUAGGGAUUUUGAUAAUUCCACGCAGAAUAAAUCAGAUUCUAUGGAUUUUAAACAGAGGCCAGUGUUAACUGAGCAGAGUAGAAUGGCUAGACUCUCUAGCCCUAGGACAGACUCUGACAGAGGCUUAGAUAGUCAGACCAUGUUGUCUGUUGACAGAAAGCGCAACCACAGCCCUAGCAAGGAUGAUGAGACAUAUGAAUCUUGCAGCUCUGAGUCUGAUCAUUGUUCAGAAUCAGAAAACAAGCACCCUAGUAUUAAAAGAUCAAGGAAAUGUUGUCCGGCUGUUGAGUAUGAUGGAUGCCUCCCCCUGAAAUGCCAAGACCCCUUGUCUAAACAACCUAGAUUUAAUGUAACUUGUUUAAGCUGUAGCUAUUCAACAACAGACAGGCUAGACAUGCGCCAGCACUUAAUGCUUAGUCACCCGAUGGAUGUUCCCUAUGCUAAAGCCAGUUUUGAACCAGGUACUAAAGCACUUUUGUAUUUUUGCAAGGGAGUUAAUUCACAGUGCACCUUCUUCUCCAUUGAAGGUGCAGAAAUAUUUGAGCACAUAAAGCUGUGUUACUAUGGUUACCUAGACCAGUUUGUUUCCACCAGAACCUCAGAGUGUUCAACAAAUUAUUCCCAAGUUCUGGGUUCUCUGGGAAUAGCUGCUAAAAAACUAGACCCAGCUCCUACCACAUAUUAUUGCUUACGUUGCAACUUUUCUAAAAGCCACCUAGAUGGUAUUUUAGGCAUUGCCCAUCAUGUAAAGACAAAUCAUCCUGAUACUGUAGCAGGGGUGCUGACGGUCAAUAGAUCUCUGGCUGAAAAAACCAGAGUACAAAUGCUUUGUUUGGUCUGUAACAGUUGUGUGACAGUGAAACAGUGGGCAGCUCAUUCGUGCAGGAAAGCUAGUAAGAAAACUGUGUCUGAUGUGAGCACAUUUAAACAAUCUACACAUCCAUUGAACAGCACCAUGUCAGAUCAAAGAGAACACGGCCAGGAGAAAAGCAGCAUUCUGUGUGAGUUAAUGGCAGCAGAGAAAGGGCAGCUUGAUAAUUUGAUGCCUGGGCACACGCUACAGAGCAAUAACCCGUUGUCUAGAGACAGUGAAGAGGAGGCUGCAGAACAGAAGCCUCUAUAUACAUAUAAUGAGGGUGUUUGCAUCAAACAGGAGGUGGAAGAUAGUGAAGAGUAUAAUGAAAUUUCAGAAAGUUCAAGCGGAUCUAAAACUCCAGUCACCUGUGUAGAAAGUGUUCAGCUGGGCCUUUCUCACAGGAAAAUUGAUGACAGCGAAAACUUGUCUAAUGAAGCAGGCAAAACCCCCAUGCGGCCCAGUGUCCUGGAGAACCUACUGACUUCCCCUAAGGAAGCUGACUUCAACCUUAAGAGUUAUAGUCUACUGCAGAACUUGUUAAAAUCAUCCAGCAGUGAGUUGAAAGCUGAGCCCUUAUGUAAUUCGAAAGCUAUUUUCUCACGUAAACAGGAGAAAUUAUCCUGCCAAGCUCCUUGCCCACAGCUCAUUGUAGGUUCACUCAGCCAGUCAGUUAUGGUAAAAAAGAAUACCCCUAAAGUUAACAAUGACAAGUAUACCCCUCACACCACAACAGUACAUCAUAGAGGCUCCGCAUCACGUGCAGUAGCUGCACAUUCUCUAUUUCCAUACACGGCCCCAUCUGCCACUGCAGGCUCACCUAACCGUGCACCCUCGCAGGCGUCACCCCCAUUGAUUCCACAGCCACCAGCACUGCCUGUUAUACCACCGCUGUCACCACAACCUGCUGAUGAAGCUCAACAAGAAAAUAUCCAUUCUCCUUUCUCAAAUUUACUCAGAGGCUUGUUGUCAAAAGUCAAUUCAAAAAACAAUGCUCCAGAAUAGCCUGUUAAAACUUCUUGCAUGCACCAUUUCAGUCUUUUCUUCAAGUUGAACAUUUUUUGCUGUUUUUUAGGUGUCUAUGGUCUUAAAGUAAUUAUACUAUUAUAACAUGUUUGUUUUAAAUUGUAAAUUUAUUUAUUGCGAUACUGUAAUUAGUCAAAUGAAUAUUGAUACUGUCAUUAAAAACUAUUAAUUACCUCUAAUUUGUGAUAAGCUUUUGUUACUAAAGCUACAAUUUAUUUAAACAUUUUGAGCAAUGAGGGCUAAUGAAUUUGUAAGUUAUUCAUUUACAAUUAUAUUUUUCUGUCUUAAAUGUACACUUUAUCCAUUAUAAAUAUAGGAGCAAGUACAAUGUUGUACAUAUUUAUAAUCUACUGAUCUUUUUUUUUUUUACAAAUAUCUGUACAUCACAUCCCACUUUUUAAAAAAGAAUUUAAUGAGUGUGAUCAAACAUCUUAAAAAGAUUACCAAAAAAAUUUAUUCUAUUCUGCAGUGUAUUCAUACAUUUUUAUACCUAUAUGCAUUUUACAUACUUUUUAUGAGGGUCUACUUUUUUGGAAUAAUGAUGAACAUUUUUCUUUACCAUCUCACAUGUAGUUAACGUACAACUUAUGUACUGUUAAUGUUUUAUCUACUGUCUGUGGUAUGAGUACCUUUGUAAAUUUUAGUUACAAAGUAAGCUACUAUUCAAGUUGAGCAUGAUUUGGUAAUCACCACAUAGUUGUUUGCAGUUUGGCAUAAUUUGAAAUGAUAUUUAUCAUUAGCUUGAUUAUAAGUUAGCUUCAAAAUAAAUUUGAACAUUUUAAAAAUUAAUUUUAGAGAAAUGGAAUGAUUUGCUUAACUUAAAUUUCUCUUAUUUUUCUUUAGUUUUUGUUUGAGGUGUACUGUUAUACAUAAGAUGACAACUGUUCUUUAAGCACAGAUGUAACAUAAGUAUUAGUGGUCCUGUCUAAUAUGUGUAAUUAUGAUUUUGUGUUUCAAAACGUUUUGGUUAUAAUAAUGAAUUUUCCUUUUGAUCAAAUAAAAGUUAU